GUCGCACUCCUGCUCCGGUGUAAGGUUGGUUUUGCCUCUGUCUCCGGUCGGCCUGAUGCACUACCAGGUGAUCCCGCAGACUCCGGUCCUGGAGUCUAAGAGCGCUGUUCCGGCUCUCCUGCGCACUCCUGGUCUCUCUGCCCUCCCGGAGCCUCGGGACUUCUAGCCGGGGGAGCCGCCGCCGCUUUGCCCGCUUUGUCGCCGCCGCCACCCCCACUCGCGGGCCCGCGUUGCUGCUUCCUCCGAGAUCCCAGCCCAUCGAGCCGCCUUCUGGACGGCCGGGUCUCAAGUGUGGUGCAGGGAGAACUAGUCCAGGCAAGUGUGAACUUAGGGCGACCAUCUUGCACAUCCGUAAAUCACGAGUAAGGAUUUCAACUGCCCUGACUGGUGUGUGGACCAAACAUUAUUCGUCUGCUUCCAAACUGCCCACUACUCUGCUUCCAGUCUCAUCUUUACUGAAAUGGCUUCUUCAGCUUAGAGACAACAUUCUUUUAGACUUCUAGAAGCUGGAGCAUGGAAAUGGACUCAGUGGUCAUUGAGGAUGUGGCUGUGGUCUUCAGCCAAGAAGAGUGGGCUUUGCUGGAUCUUGCUCAGAGGAAACUCUACAGAGAUGUGAUGAUGGAAAACUUCAGAAACCUGGCUUCAAUAGUCUCUCGAAAGCUUAAUGAUGGAAACAAAUUAUCCAGUGAACUUAUAAUGCUGCGAUUCAUGAAGAAUAACACCUGGUCCUCCAUGUUAGGAGAAAUCUCCGAAUCGCAUGGCACUAGAGAUCAGCAUAAAAACCAAGGGAGACAUUUGAGAAUGUUGCCUGUUUUUAACAGAAGUCACACAGUAGAGAACCUCUGGGAAAGUAAUGAAGGCAAUCAGUGUGGGAAAACCUUCAGCUGGAUUCCAAAUCUUACUGUGCUAAAAAGAAAUUCUCCAGAACUAAAUCCUUUUGAAUGCUGUGAGUGUGGAAAAGCCUUCAUCGAUCACCCAUCACAUAAGCAUCAUACCAUAUCUCACACUGGAUGCAGUACCUGUCAGUGUAAGGAAUGUGCAGAAACCUGUGGUUGCCCCUCUCACUUAUUCACGCCUAUGAGAACUCUCAUUGCAAAGAAACUUUAUAAAUGUAAGUUGUGUGGAAAAGACUUAAGUUGUAUGUCAGUGCUUAAGAAUUCUGUGAUAACACUCUCUGGUGAGAAACGCUAUGAAUGUAAUGAAUGUGGGAAACAUUUCUGUAGUUUUUCAUCCUUUUGGACACAUGUGAGAGGUCAUAAACAUGAAUGUAAAGAAUGUUGUAAGACCUAUAGUCGUCCUUCUUCCCUUAUUUUACAUGAAAAAUUUCAUAUCAGAAAUAUGCCUUAUGAAUGUAAGGAAUGUGGGAAAGCCUUUAGUCAGUCCUCAACCCUCACUCAACAUAUAAGAACUCACAGUGGAGAGAGGCCUUAUGAAUGUAAGGAAUGUGGGAAAGCCUUUAGUCAGGCCUCAUCCCUCACUCAACACAUAAGAAUUCAUAGUGGAGAGAGGCCUUAUGAAUGUAAGCAAUGUGGGAAAGCCUUUAGUCAGGCUUCAUCUCUCACUAGACACGUAAGUACUCACACUGGAGAGAAACCUUAUGAAUGUAAGGAAUGUGGGAAAGCCUUCAGUCGGGCCUCAUCCCUCACUACACAUAUAAGAAAUCACAGUGGAGAGAAACCUUAUGAAUGUGAGGAAUGCGGGAAAGCCUUUAGUCAGGCCUCAUCCCUGUUUAAACAUAGAAGAACUCACACUGGAGAGAAACCUUAUGAGUGUAAAGAAUGUGGGAAAGCCUUUAGUGAUUCCUCCGCACUCACUACACAUGUAAGAACACAUACUGGAGAGAGACCUUAUGAAUGUAAGGAAUGUGGGAAAGUCUUUACAUGUUUCUCACACCUCACUACGCAUAUUAGGACUCACAGUGGAGUGAGGGCUUAUGAAUGUAAGGAAUGUGGAAAAGCUUUUAGUCAGUCUGCACACCUCACUACUCAUAUAAGAACUCACAGUGGCGAGAGACCUUAUGAAUGUAAGGAAUGUGGGAAAGCCUUUAGUUGUUCUUCAUCCCUCACUACACAUAUAAGGACUCACAGUGGAGAGAGACCUUAUGAAUGUAAGGAAUGUGGGAAAGCCUUUAGUCAGGCCUCAGCCCUCACUAGACAUAUAACAACUCACAGUGGAGAGAGGGCUUAUGAAUGUAAGGAAUGUGGAAAAGCCUUCAGUCGGGCUUUAUCCCUCACUACACAUUUAAGAACUCACAGUGGAGAGAAACCUUAUGAAUGUAAGGACUGUGGAAAAGCCUUUAGUCAGGCCUCACACCUCACUACACAUGCAAGAAUUCACAAUGGAGAGAGACCUUAUGAAUGUAAGAAAUGUGGGAAAGCCUUUAGUUGUUCCUCAGCCCUCACUACACAUAUAAGAACUCACACUGGAGAGAGGCCCUAUGAAUGUAAUGAAUGUGGGAAAGCAUUUAGUUGUUCCUCAGCCCUCACUACACAUAUUAGAACUCACAGUGGAGAGAAACCUUAUGAAUGUACGGAAUGUGGGAAAGCCUUUAGUGAUUCCUCACACCUCAACCCAUGUAAGAACUCACAGUGGAGAGAGGCCUUAUGAAUGUAAACAAUGUGGGAAAGCCUUUACUCAGGCCUCACACCUCACUAGACAUAGAAGAACUCACCGUGGAAAGACUACUUUAUGUGAAAAAUGGGAUGUUUCAUUCUUACUGCUAUAAUUUCA
This is a messenger RNA of Trichechus manatus latirostris (Florida manatee), 2730 nucleotides long. Its product is annotated as zinc finger protein 709-like. Lineage: Eukaryota; Metazoa; Chordata; Mammalia; Sirenia; Trichechidae. The record is from RefSeq and is a predicted model, not a curated record. Gene Ontology annotation, molecular function: DNA-binding transcription factor activity, RNA polymerase II-specific; RNA polymerase II cis-regulatory region sequence-specific DNA binding. Gene Ontology annotation, biological process: regulation of DNA-templated transcription.